AUUUAACGUAUGGAAGACAAAGUCAGCGUAACCACAAGAAUACUACUUUGCAUCUUUUCUUGUUUUUCAUACGUUAAAAUUUCACUGAGAUAUAACAAACAAGGAACAAAAAAACGUUUACAACUAAAACAUGUAUAUUAAAAACACGGAUCUUUAAUUCUUUAAUACACGUUUUACGUGCUACGUAUAUUUUAAUAGCUACACACUCAAAACCACGGUCUCUAAUUUCAAUAUUCAAUUUAUUUGAAUCACGGCAAUAUAUCGUUGUUCGGAGUUUUCCGAGUGCCGAACUUAUACAUACAAUUUAAUAAAUGUACAUAUGCAUAUGCAAGGAUUUGCCCUUUCAACCGGCAUAAAUUACAAUGAAGUCACUACGAGGUCAAUUUCAAUGUCACCACUUCCUAAGGUCCCUGGGUUUCACAAUAGAAUUGGUCAGUCAGUUGAUCAGUCGAUUGGUGCGCCGGUAAAUCGAUCGAUUUGUGGAAUAAAAGUAAAUGAAAAAGAAAUAGAAACGAAGAAGAAGGAGAAGAAGAAGAAGGUGCCGGUAAAAAAGUAAACUGAACAGAAAUUUGGGCAGAAAUUUUAACGAGGAAGAAGUAAAGAGAACCGGUUCAAGUAGCAGAGCGGAGGAAAAUCAGUGACACUAUGACUACAGACGUCGGUGCAAAGACCAGGUCGAAGGAACGUGCCUCGAUAGCCGCGUUUUACGGUGGCCGGAAUAUUUUCGUGACUGGCGGCACUGGGUUUCUGGGAAAAGUGUUGAUCGAGAAGCUGCUGAGAUCCUGUCCCGAUGUUGGAGAGAUAUUCAUAUUGAUGCGACCAAAAGCCGGACUGUCAAUCGACGAUAGAUUGAGGAAAAUGCUCGAGUUGCCGCUGUUCGACAGACUGAAAAAAGAAAGGCCAUCCAACUUGAAGAAGUUGAUUCCGGUUCGCGGUGACACGAGCGUCGAGGGCUUGGGUUUAGGACCGGUGGAAAGGCGAACGAUCACCGAACGAGUUUCCGUGAUUUUUCACGUAGCCGCGAACGUUCGAUUCAUCGAGGAUCUAAGAAAGGAUAUAUUCUCGAACGUUCGCUCGACCAGAGACGUUUGCAUUCUUGCGGGAGCUAUGAAAAACUUGGUGGCAUUAUUACACGUUAGCACCGCAUACGCGCAUGUUGACAAGCCGGUAAUCGACGAAGUUUUAUAUCCCGCUUUAACAGACUGGAGAAGCGCUAUACGAAUGACAGAAUCUCUAGAUGAACAGACAGUGCAAAUAUUUACUUCCAAGUACUUGGGUUCGAUGCCAAACACGUACACGUUCACCAAGCGACUGGCAGAGCAGGUCAUAAGCGAUUACUCGAAAGAUUUGCCUAGCGUAAUUUUUCGACCGUCGAUAGUGAUAUCAACGAUCGAGGAUCCUAUGCCCGGCUGGCUGGACAACUUCAAUGGACCCGUGGGUAUGAUGGUCGGUGGUGCAAAGGGAAUAUUGCGAGUAGUUCGUUUAGAACCGAACGUAGCCGCCAAUUUUCUUCCUAUUGAUUUAGCCAUUAAAAUUAUGUUGACAGCCGCGUGGAAACGAGGAUUAGAAACGAUAACCAAGGAUCCGAGCGUUUACGUCUAUAACGGCAGCUCCCAUCAGAUCCAUCGCACCACUAGCAAAGAAUUGGUCAAAAUGGGAUUGAGGCUAAACGAAGAAACGCCGCUCGAAGGAGUCAUCUGGUACCCCCGAACCAUCUUAACGUCGAAUCGUCUUCUUCAUUACGUUUUAACGUUGUUGACCCACGUGCUGCCAGCCUUGAUCAUCGACGAAACUCUUAAUGCGACGGGUCGUCGACGCAUGCUAAUGAAAAUUCAGAAGACGAUUUACUCCAGCGUCACACAAUUAAGUAUCUUCUUACACAACGAGUGGUGUUUUCUCAACUCCAAAAUGUUGAAUAUUUUAACGACACAAGUGCCACCGGCAGAGCGAGAAAUCUUCGGCUACGAUUAUCAUCAUUUCAACGUGGAACAAUACUUUAAGAAUUGUUUGAUCGGAGCGAAACGUUAUCUCUUAAAGGAGGAUUUGACUCGAUUAAAGCAGGCGAAACGAUAUUACGACAGGAUGAAGUGGUUCGAUAGAAUAUUCAGCGCUUGGUUAAUCGUGAUGACAAUAUGGAUACUUUACAGUCGAAAUAUUUUCGUACUUUCUUAAGUUGAGUCAUUCUAUCGUCUAACCAAUGUCUGCGGCGAACGUGUAAUUAUUUCCUUGUAAAUUGCAACGAAGCUCGUAUGACGAUGCGAUGGACGGAAAGGUGGGAUCAAACAAGAAGAAGGAAAAAAGAUGUAUCGCGAUAUCGCCGCAUGUAUCAACAAAAUCAACGAUAACGUUCUUGCAUGAAAUAAACUAGAUUGAGAAAAAUA
Messenger RNA from Bombus pascuorum, 2381 nucleotides. RefSeq names its product putative fatty acyl-CoA reductase CG5065. Bases 646 to 2172 code for a protein of 508 amino acids. The transcript has 10 exons. The record is from RefSeq and is a predicted model, not a curated record. Gene Ontology annotation, cellular component: peroxisome. Gene Ontology annotation, biological process: long-chain fatty-acyl-CoA metabolic process. NCBI's taxonomy places the organism in Eukaryota, Metazoa, Arthropoda, Insecta, Hymenoptera, Apidae. Gene Ontology annotation, molecular function: alcohol-forming very long-chain fatty acyl-CoA reductase (NADP+) activity.